AUGUACAUUGAAGCAUUCACUUCUCAGACUGAUUUUCUUUGCAGCCUUGUAACAAAGUUCUACCAGCACAUCCUCGCCUUGGUGUUUGCCAUCCAUGAGAUCAACAAGAACCCCAACACUCUUGGGUUCCACAUCCAUGACUCCACCAUGAAUCCAAAAUGGACGUACAGGACCAUCCUGGACCUGCUCUUCACAUCACUUGAACUCGUCCCAAACUUCAAAUGUGGCACCCAGAAAAAAGUGAUGGGUGCCAUUGCAGGACAUAGUUUGGAAACCUCAUCAGACAUGGCAACUCUCUUAAGCCGUUACAAGAUCCCACAGGAAGCCCUUCAGUAUGAGGGAAUUCUCCAGCUACUUCUGCAUUUCGGCUGGAAAUGGGUUGGGCUCAUCACUCUGGAUGAUGAAGGUGGAGACCAUUUCUUGCAGGUGAUGGAGCCGAAGCUUUCCAGCAAUGGAAUCUGUGCGGCCUUCAUAGAAAGGGCUACAACACAGGUCCAGUUGAAUGACAUCAAUUUUAUGAUCAAAUACUAUGGCAAUAAUAAAGCAAAUUUCCUGGACAACAAAGCCAGUAGAAUCGCUUUCAACAACAGUGCCGGUGAUGAAGUGACCUUUAACGAACGUGGAGAAUUGAAAGGUGGAUUUGAUAUUACCAACUUGGUCACUUUUCCAAAUAGGUCCUACGUCAAAGUCAAGAUCUGGAGGCUGGAUCCUCAGGUUCCGCUUAGUAAAAGAGUUAGUAUCAACGAGGACAGAAUUAAGUGGAACAGACAUUUUGCACAGCUGCCUCCUUUAUCUGUGUGUAAUGAGAACUGCAAGCCUGGUUACAGCAAGAAAAAGAAGGAAGGGGAGCAAUUCUGCUGCUACAGUUGUGAUCCGUGUCCAGAAGGGAAAAUGUCAGACAAAGAGGACAUGGAUUCUUGCAUGACUUGCUCUGAAGGUUAUUAUCCAAACCUGGGACAAGAUCAAUGCAUUCCCAAGAUUCCAAAUUUUCUUUCCUUUUCCGGACCCUUGAGCAUGCUUUUAGCCUUUUUGGCUUUCUCCUUUUCUCUGAUCACAACCCUGGUGCUUGCAAUCUUUGUCAAGUAUAAAGACACUCCCAUUGUUAAAGCCAACAACCGGAGCCUCACCUACUGUCUACUCAUCUCUCUCCUUCUCUGCUUCCUCUGCUCCUUGCUCUUCAUCGGAAGGCCCAACAAGGUGACCUGCCUCCUCCGUCAAACAACUUUUGGCAUCGUCUUCUCAGUUGCUGUUUCUUCUGUCUUGGCAAAAACUGUUACGGUCAUUCUUGCAUUUAUGGCCUCUAAGCCAGGAAACAUUUUUCGAAAGUGGGUGGGGAAACAAUUGGCAUAUUACAUUGUUAUCUCUUGCUUCUUUGUUCAAGUUGUCAUUUGUGCUGUUUGGUUGGCAUCUUCUCCUCCCUUCCCAGAUGUGGACACACAUUCACUCAGUAGAGAAAUCAUUGUGCAAUGCAAUGAAGGGGCAGCCACCAUGUUUUACUGUGUCUUGGGCUACAUGGGCUUACUGGCCUCAGUCAGUUUCAUGGUGGCUUUCCUGGCCAGAAAGUUGCCCGACAGUUUCAACGAAGCCAAGUUCAUCACCUUCAGCAUGUUGGUCUUCUGCAGUGUUUGGUUGUCUUUUGUCCCCACCUACCUGAGCACUCAAGGAAAAGAUACGGUGGCCGUCGAGAUCUUCUCUAUCUUGGCCUCCAGUGCUGGGUUGCUGGGCUGCAUCUUUUUUCCAAAGUGCUAUGUCAUUAUCCUGAGGCCUGAAUUGAACAGAAGAGAGCAGCUGAUAAGGAAAAAGCAUUAA
Molecule: messenger RNA, 1809 nt
Organism: Euleptes europaea (tarantolino)
Lineage: Eukaryota; Metazoa; Chordata; Lepidosauria; Squamata; Sphaerodactylidae
Product: vomeronasal type-2 receptor 26-like
Exons: 5
Coding region: 1-1809 (602 amino acids)
Biological process (GO): G protein-coupled receptor signaling pathway
Cellular component (GO): membrane
Molecular function (GO): G protein-coupled receptor activity
Source: RefSeq, a predicted model, not a curated record